GCCACCCGACCAUUACCGGAAAAAAUGGCGGAGUAAAAGAUUCCGAUCGGACUUUCUAUAUAUAUCCCCAUCACUUUAUUUCUUUUCCCUCUUCUUCCCCAUUCUUGUAACCCCAAUGGAGCGUUUCUCUGACAUGGAAUUGGAAAGGGAAAGCGACGGCGAGGACGGCGGCGGCGAUUGCUCUCCUCUGUCUUUCCGGUACCUAGAAAUUGAGAACGGGAAAGAAGACCGCCAGCCGGGGACGCCGUCUCCGCCGCAAGAUGUGUUCUACUUCUUCUCCGAUUUCCCGGCGGUGGAGAAACACCGGAUGAGCGAUUCGGCCGUCGAGAUCAACGGGACCCAGAAAUGGGAUUACUUCCGGUCCCACUCCUUCAGCGGGAAGAGGGAAUCAUCCGGGUCGGGCUCGGAGCGGUCCCGCUCCGAUUCGCGGAAGGUGAAUAUAAGCUCCCUGACCACCAUGUCGGCGGCGUCGCGGCGGCGGAUGUUUAUGUUCGGGCCGGUGAGGUUCCAGCCGGAGAUGGAUCUGGUCGCCAUCAGGGAGAGGCAACGCCGGCGGCUCUCUCCCAAGAGGGUGUUGCCAUCCGCCGCGGCGGAUGAAGGGGUGGUGGAGAAGGCCGGUGUUGGCCGCCGAUCGGAGCGGCGUGGAGCUGGGUCCCGCCUGUGGGCCGCCGUAGCGAAACGGCUUAGCUGCUUUAAAGUUGAGUCAGUCGCGGACUAACCACGUUUUCACUUUCUCGAUCAGUGGCUUUCGCGAGCAGAGAGAGGCGGGCAAGAAGAACCAGAGAUCGAAGAGCAGAUCUAUGAAAUCCCAUGGUACAUACGUGAACCAGAGAGAGGCGGGCAAGAUGAACCAUGGUCAGAUCUGUUCCUUUUUCGACAUAAUCUCCAUCAAUUUCAUAGAUCUAUAAAGCUUUUGUUACUCCUAGCCUUGCCCCAAGCCGUCAAAACCUCGGAUGGAAGAGAUUAGAUCUACGAGGGAGGGGGUUACGGAAGGGAUGGCGGCAAGAAGAACCACCGAAGUCAUCCGAUGGUUCCAGAGAGUCGGCGGCAGCGGCUGUAAAGAAUCGCCGGCGGUGGUAGAGAAUCGCUGGCGGUGGUAGAGAAUCGCCGGCGGGGGUGUUGGCAAUCAGAGAUUCGGUACCAGUAGAUUGAAAGAUGGAAGGUUGCAGGGGUAAAAUAGGAAAGUCAAAGCAAAUUUUAUCACACAUUAAUAUGCGUGCUCGGUCAAACCGGGAAGUUCUUUUUUGGACGGAGGGAGUAUGAAUUGAAUUUUGUAAAGAUCUAUCAGAGACACCAUCCAAUCCCGUCGUAUUAAUGGCCGGUACGGCGGAGGCAGGGACGUACAUUCUUAUAAACUCCGUCGUCCCGUAAAUAUUACCGGCCGGAAGCAAGGAGGCACAUCUCAACCGGUGACUGACAAUGCUGGCGGCGGCAGCGGCGGAGCUUCUUGAUGAUCUAAGCCCAGGCACCAUUUCCGGCCAGCUACCGAUGACGGAUUCACUCACUCUUCACUACUCAUGAUAAGCUAGCUAGGCUACCUUGUUUAUGUAGCAUGAUCAUAUAUAUAUUGAGUAUUUGAGAUGAAAUUAUUACUCCUAGCAUUCGGUGUACUCCUUGAAUCUAAACAAAAACCAUUUUUACAACAAAAUGUACUCCAUAAC
Molecule: messenger RNA, 1661 nt
Organism: Cuscuta campestris
Lineage: Eukaryota; Viridiplantae; Streptophyta; Magnoliopsida; Solanales; Convolvulaceae
Source: the annotation of a GenBank genome assembly